AUGAACAAACUAGGGGAAACGCAUAACCAUGCAACUGGUGCACAGACGACCAACUUCCAAAUAAAGAUCGUUGAUGCUCAUCCAGCCAGCACUCAGGGUGCGGUGAUAUACAGUCAAACUUCCACUAUGGGAUGGCGCUUCGGUUAUUAUUACUCCAAGAAGUCCAAAAGUGCUGGUUUUUACUUCGAUCCUGCGAAGACCAACAACGCAGUAAAAGCGGUGACAGUCAAGGUUUCGUUCGCCUCACCGAACCUGGUCGCUUCGAGUGCAUCACCGGCGAUUAACAUUAACUUGCCAUCAUCCUCGAGCCAGAUCCUACUGGCCCCCCGAUCUCGAGAACAGGUUGUAGCAUAUUCCAUAGUUUUCUUUGAAGUCAUUCCGCAGUUCAAGGACUCGACCCCCGAUAUCAAAGAACUGUCGACCAAUCAGUUGGCGUCAACGCCAGAGCUUGAAGCAUAUGCUCCUACCACUGUAGAGCCUGUCACAGCUGACACUGUCAGUGAUCCGUUAGAUAUCCCUGUCCCUGCCCCUACAGUGGAGAACUUUGCAACACCUAUCACCAGCGCCCUCCCAUCAUCGCAGUCUGAACCUGAUUUGGAGAAAAUAGAGAAAAGGGAAGCAGAGUCGGUCGAAGAAUUCAAAGAGUUGGAUCGUUUACCGUCGGAGAAAAGGGAAGCAGAGUCAGUCGAAGAGCUUAAAGAGUGGGACUGUUCGCCAUCAAAGGCAGAAAGAUCAUCAUCAUCAAGCGGGUCCGAGUCCUCGAUAGGAUCAACCGAAAAUUGGGUGAAGCAGCUGCCAGUGGAGGAACCAGCUGACCCGUUGGAGCAGGUGGCGGUGGAAACUCGCGAAGAGGUAAAACCAGGAGAAUUUUCAGACGAGUAUCACCAAAAAUCAAACAUGUCGCCUUCUGAAGCACUAGCGGAAUCAUUGCGAAGUGGAGUCUUCAUUGACACAAAGUUUUAUGUAUAUUCCCAACGCGGUCGCAAAGGGGGAGCUAAAAUGCCAGUAUCAAUUUUUGCAAACAGUAGCAUCUUGCGGGCAAGUUCAGUGCUUUUGAGAUAUGAGCUUGAACACACUCGAGCCUUCCACUCCUGCAUUGCCGAAUUAGACGAUGAUUCCGUCAUGAGAAGUAAGGAUGACGCAGAGUACAGCUAUGAGAACGAUAGUGACUUGGAUGACACCGAGAACCACGCAGAUUUAUCAGAUCUUGAUGAUAAAUCCUCUUCCAGCGUCAAGACAUUUGGGAGUGAUGAAUUGACCCUAAUCCCUCCUGCGCGUCCUGUUCCAACCUUUCGGAUAUCAGGCAGGACGCUGCUCGUAAAAGAUUACGCCUUUAAGACAUGGCAAGCACUUAUAUUCUAUCUCUAUACGGGGGCCAUAGCCUUUUCCAAUCUCAAGUCCGAGGAAACGACAAAUAUGGCAGAUACAUGCACCCCAUUCCCUUGCUCACCCAAGUCUAUGUAUCGUCUCGCUGACAAGUUCGGCCUCGAGGACCUUAAAGAACUUGCGUUUCGAUCGAUAUGCACAAAGGUAACAAAGUGCAACAUCGUUGAUGAAGUAUUCUCCAAGUUUACAUCUCAGUAUCCUGCUGUUCAAGCCAAGGAACUGGAAUUGCUAGUCCAACACAUGAAUUCGCCAGAGGUUAUCUCAGCAUUACCUCGCAAAUUUCACAGUAUCGCGAGAGGUGAUCUUCCGCACUGUGCGGAUGUAUUAACGAAUGUCUUCCUCGAACUGGCCGAUGGGGGGGCUCCCCAAGUCUGAUCGGCUUUUAUACUCUUUGUAUCUUGAAUGUAGCCAUAGUUCGCUCACAUUGUGUACUAUCAACUGUAAUAUUUU
Molecule: messenger RNA, 1836 nt
Organism: Serpula lacrymans var. lacrymans S7.9
Lineage: Eukaryota; Fungi; Basidiomycota; Agaricomycetes; Boletales; Serpulaceae
Exons: 8
Coding region: 1-1761 (586 amino acids)
Biological process (GO): proteasome-mediated ubiquitin-dependent protein catabolic process; regulation of proteolysis
Cellular component (GO): cytoplasm
Molecular function (GO): ubiquitin protein ligase binding
Source: RefSeq, a predicted model, not a curated record